GGUGGAAAUUUAAUAAAUGAUAUUUUAUCGUCCAAGUGAGUAUGUCCCUACUCAUAGGAGGAAAAGGGAUAUGAAGCCGUUUAAGAGAUAUACACAAAAAGGAGGUGAGAAUGGGACUCGUCAAUUUUUGAGGAAUAAUAUGUAUAUUGAUGAUAUCGAAGGUGUGAGAUCAAAGAGAUUGUUUAGAGGUAAAAAGUUGAACCAGAAUAAAAGUGAUGUGAUCAAACCAAAUAAUCUUAAAUUAAAAAAAAUAUGCACAAAUUUUGUUCCUACUCCAAGGAAAACCGGUCUCGAACAAUUUCAUAAUCAUUAUCCAAUAAGCACAAAUAAUAACUUAUCUCAUAUAAACAUGCCAAGUAUGCUAGAUUGUUCAACUAGCAAAUACUCUCAACUUAUAAAUCGAAAAGUGCCAAGUAGACGUUCAAGGAUAUCCCAGGAUAGUAGAAUUCAAAACUACAACAAUGUCAGCAGCAUAAUGAACUAUAAAGGAAACAGCUUGGAUUGAAGUGAUAUUGAAGGAGCAAGAGCUGGAUCAGGUGCAGAUGGAAUCUUCAAAUACAGAGCCUCUCCUCUUAACCCUCUCAAUCCACAGUACACUUACCCUGGAGAAGCUGAAGUUAAACAACUAAUCAACAGGAGACAAAGACUCUUAAAAGGUUCCCUCCUAAAAAGGUCCCAAAUCUCGAAUUUUCCUCUCUCCAGUACACUUCACCACCCUCUAAACCCCCUCAAGCAAGUCCCAAUUCCCCAAUCCCCCUGCCAAUUUCCCCAACCGAAACCCUUGAACAAGUCCAACUCCGUACCUUUCCUUCACAACCACCCCUAUUUCCAGCCAAGUAAUUCUUAAAAUUC
Moneuplotes crassus is the source of this 852-nucleotide messenger RNA. NCBI's taxonomy places the organism in Eukaryota, Ciliophora, Spirotrichea, Euplotida, Euplotidae. The record is from the annotation of a GenBank genome assembly.